ACCAGCACCGUCACUUCGAAGGGGCAGCUAAUAGUCAGAGAACAAUAACCAUACAUAGACAGAAACGCGAAAUCAGCAAAGAAAGAAAGCGACCUUUUGUUCCUCCAUAAUAUGCAGAAAUACGGGGUUCCCUUCUACGGAGCCGCCUGGGUUCCAUACAACAACGUCAGAUCCAAGCUCGCAUCCCGAGAAGAUCCAGACAAAGCCGACGACGAUGAAUCCUCGUCGGCAUCGGAGGUCACUGCGUCUCAUAGCUACGUCGUUCUCGCUGGUGGUGGAGGCGAGGGUCGCAGCGGUAUCCCCAACGCCAUCAUCGUCUCCCACGCCGAUUUCGCCUCCAUUUCUCUCUCCGAUCAACCUGUGGCCAAGCUUGAAAUUGGAUCCCAGUUACCUUAUCGAAUGGCUGUCCACCCUGGCGGAGAUGGCCUUAUAUGUGCAUUGCCGGAUAGCUGCAGACUGUUUGAGUGGGAAGAGGUAGAGAGCUCCGAAGUCCAUAAGCUUAGUGUUAAAGUGUCAGAGAAAGUACUCAGCCAACUAGAAGGUUUUGGGCAACAAUUGGCGUUGGCAUUUGACAGUGAAGGUUCCAUACUUGCUGUUGGUGGUGAGGAUGGUAACCUAAGGGUCUUCAUGUGGCCUACGAUGGAAAUUAUUCUCAAUGAGGCCCAGGCGCAUACAUCUGUUAAGGACUUGACUUUCAGCCCAAAUGGGAAAUUUCUUGUGUCUCUGGGACGCAUUCUCUGUAGAGUUUGGGAUUUGACCACAUUAAAAGCUGUAGCUUCUCUACCCAGAGAAAAUAAUAGAUCUUUUACCAUCUUUGAGAUAGGCAACUUUUGCUACUCGUUGCCAUGCAGUGGUACAAUUCAAGGAGACAUUCUGAUUAUAGAUUCAAGCACUUUGCGAGUUCAAACAGUGGUCAGAAAGGCACACCUUGGUUUGGUUACUGCAUUGACAUUCUCCCAUGAUUCAAGGGCAUUGCUUUCUGUGUCAAUGGAUUCAAGUGUAAGGAUGACCGUAAUUAAGGACAAGAAGAAAAAUGGAGGAAUGAACUUGUGGGUCAUUAUAUUCAUUGUAGUGCUUGCAGUUACUGUGUAUCUUAUGAGGAACAAAGGAAUCAUACCUUAGUUCAAGAAUGCCAUGGACACAGUUUGACAAACUUAAGCUGCCAAAAAGGUUGAUAAUUAGAAACAUUGACAUUUUGUAGGCCAUCAUGGGGACUCCAUGAUGGUUGGCCAGAACGAGAACAUGCUUUGCGUUCUAGCAGCUAAAUUACAUAUUCGUUUGGGUAUUUUGUUUACAUAUCUUGUACAGAUUCUGGCCUCUAAAUGAAAAGCUGCCCUUAUGAUUUCAUCUA
Carica papaya (papaya) is the source of this 1351-nucleotide messenger RNA. NCBI's taxonomy places the organism in Eukaryota, Viridiplantae, Streptophyta, Magnoliopsida, Brassicales, Caricaceae. The record is from RefSeq and is a predicted model, not a curated record.